AUGGCCACCAGAAUCAUCCCGAUCACAAUUCAACGAAGUGCUGACUCGUCUAACAACGUCAACACAAAAUCGUCACCAAUACCGACAACGAUAUCGGCACCAGCACCGGUGCCGGAGCCGGUACCAGUGCAACUACCAGUGUCAGAACCAAUACCGUUACCGCCGCCAUCGCCCUCACCAUCACCACCGUCCGAAGCCGCUUCAAACACGAUCACAAGUAUCGCCAGUAAUGAUGAGAUGUCGACGAACUCACGUAACUUUCCGGCACCGUUCAUCCGGAAACAGAGCAUUGACGAUUUUAACGAGCAGGUUGUUCACAUACUUGAUGAAGUCGAGAAGCGAGUCGAACAAUUAAGAGAGGCGGCCUCAAUGCUGGAACAGGAGAAGGAACAAAUUCUUGACAUGUUGAACAGCGUCAGUCUCAAUUCGGAACUGUUACGACUCGGUCAAGGCGAUCGUGAGGACAUUACAGCUAUCACAAAUCGGCUUGCCGCUAGAACAAAAACUGUUGAUGUGGUUGUGAACACUCCGCGAAGUGCUGAACAACAACGAGCGCUGACGUCAGUGAACAGCCUUAUCGAGGGUGUGGUGCAAAAAAUGCACGACGAUAUGCAAGCUGGAAAGGAAACUUGUCGUCGUUAUCUGAACGCCUGUAAUCCUGACCAACCAGAUGGACCAAUUGAUCAGAAAUUUCAAGCCCAACUCAUCGAAUGCACUGCCGAUGAUCAGAAGAAAAUUCGUCGAAAACUCGCUCAGAUCAUUUCACAAUUCGAACGUGCUGAGCGUACGUUCUCACCGCAGUGGUAG
Angiostrongylus costaricensis is the source of this 807-nucleotide messenger RNA. Lineage: Eukaryota; Metazoa; Nematoda; Chromadorea; Rhabditida; Metastrongylidae. The record is from the annotation of a GenBank genome assembly.